GCAUGCAUGUCGCGUUUCGAAACACAACCGUCACACACCCGCGGGUUCCCGGCACGCACCUCUCGGCCAUUGCUCCAACGACCGCCCUACCUCGCCAGUCGUCGCCUCUCCCCACAUAUACACGCGCUCUACCAGUCCACCCUGAGCCACGCCUGCCCGAGACCGCAGUUCACCUGAAGAUCACAUACUACUGCUUGUCAAUCUUUGCUACAGGCAGUUGGCGUCGAUGGCUCCUGCUCUUGCUGUGAACAGGGGCGCCCGCGCGGCCGCGCCGGCGCUGCUCCUCGUAGCGGCUCUGCUGGUGGCGGCGCGGGGCGCGAGCGCGGCGCUGUCGUGCUCCACGGUGUACAGCAGGCUGACGCCGUGCGCCGGGUACGCGCAGAACGGCGGGGCGGUGCCGCAGGCGUGCUGCUCUGGGAUCAGGACGCUCAAGUCCGAGGCGCGCACCAAGGCCGACAUCCGCGCCGCCUGCGCCUGCCUCAAGACCCUCGCGGCCGCCGCGGCGGGCGGGCCGGCCCUCGGCCGCGCCGCGGGGCUGCCCGGCAGGUGCGGCGUCAGCCUGCCCUUCAGGAUCGAUCCCAACGUCAACUGCAACGCGUACGUGACAACAAAACCGGCGAGGCAUGUAGAGUUUCCGAGACCUUCGUUUUUAUUAACCCGGGCGUUUUUGUGUUGUGCAUGCAGGAUAUAAAUUGGGUACGCGACUCUACGGCGUGCGGAACACGGUCGUGAUGCCAGAAUGCCCGUGCGAUGUUGUUUCGAUCGACUUGUGUGUGUGAGAGAGAUACUGAUACAUAAACCGUUCUGCUGUUCGCACGCACCCCGCAGAUUAUACGGUAGUACUCCUUCAAUACAUACGCGUAUUAUUUCUCUUCCGUUUAUUUAGAUACGAAUGUAUGUAGACAUAUGUGUUAAUAACGAAUAAACGCAUAAUAUGUUGUACGUCCGACCGCUACAUGUUUUCCGGUUUUGUAAAGGGAGCCGGUGUAUGAUGAGGUGGAAAUACGUAUUCCCUCUAUGAAUAAUACUCCUAGUUGGAUUA
Hordeum vulgare subsp. vulgare (domesticated barley) is the source of this 1042-nucleotide messenger RNA. RefSeq names its product non-specific lipid-transfer protein 1-like. The record is from RefSeq and is a predicted model, not a curated record. Gene Ontology annotation, cellular component: membrane. Bases 227 to 691 code for a protein of 154 amino acids. Gene Ontology annotation, biological process: lipid transport. Lineage: Eukaryota; Viridiplantae; Streptophyta; Magnoliopsida; Poales; Poaceae. Gene Ontology annotation, molecular function: lipid binding. The transcript has a single exon.